AUGUCUUUUUCGAAUAAUGUGCCGACCCAGCGGCGAAACCCGUUCUCGAGGACAGAUUCCCCAGCUCCUGUGCAGGCCACCAACGGCCGGCCCAAGUCUGCGCUCUUCUCUCCUCAAGCGCCAACCAGUCCUUCACAUAAGCGAUCUCACUCGGGCAAUCCCCUGGGAGUAGUAUUGACUCCCCCAGCCAUGAAGAAUGGGCGACGCGACUCACGAAGCGGUACGCCCACUUCGGGUACGUUUGCUCCCGCCUUCAUUAAGACAGAGGAAAUGAUGCGGGGUUACGACACCGUCAAAGGUAUCGAAGGCGAGAACGAUUUUUCUGGCAAGCGCUACGUGUGGCUUAAGGAUCCCGUGGAAGCUUUUGUCAAAGGAUGGGUCGUACAAGAGAAGCCAGAUGGCAAUCUGGUAGUCCAGGUCGACGACGGCAGUCAACGAGAAGUCGAUCCCGAAGCUUUUGACAAAGUCAAUCCUACUAAAUUCGACAAAGCCAACGAUAUGGCGGAGCUCACGCAUCUAAACGAAGCCUCUGUAGUGCACAACCUCCGCAUUCGAUAUCAGUCCGACCUCAUCUACACAUACUCUGGCCUCUUCCUCGUCACUGUCAACCCGUACUGCCCAUUACCUAUAUAUACAACUGAGUACGUCAACAUGUACAGAGGAAGAAGCCGAGAGGACACCAAACCACACAUCUUUGCUGUUGCAGACGAAGCAUUCCGCCAUUUAGUCGACGAAGGGUCCAACCAGAGUAUCCUAGUUACCGGUGAAUCUGGAGCGGGUAAAACUGAGAAUACAAAAAAGGUCAUUCAGUAUCUUGCCGCGGUGGCUCAAUCCGACUCGUCUAUUAGAAACCGCAGCCAACGUACGAACCUUUCCCAACAAAUCCUCCGCGCCAAUCCAAUUUUGGAGGCUUUUGGUAAUGCGCAGACUGUUCGAAACCACAAUUCAUCCCGUUUCGGCAAGUUUAUUCGAAUUGAAUUCAAUCGCAACGGCGCAAUUACCGGCGCCCAUAUCAACUGGUAUCUGCUCGAAAAGUCCAGAGUCGUUCGCAUUAACAGCCAAGAACGCAACUACCAUAUCUUUUACCAGCUUCUCAAAGGCGCAAACUCCCGUAUGAAGAAGGAUUUCAUGCUCGACGGUUGCGAUACGGGCGACUUUGCCUACACUCGCGACGGAAACGACAGCAUUGUUGGGGUCUCGGACACGGAAGAGUGGGACACACUUAUGGAGGCUUUCCAAGUCAUGGGCUUUUCCGAACAAGAUCAAACGGCCAUUUUGCGGACCAUCGCAGCUGUUUUGCACCUCGGCAACGUUCAAGUCAUGAAGGAGAGUCGAAGCGCAGACCAGGCUUCGCUCUCUGCCGAAGCGAAGGCGCAAGUGAACAAGGUCUGCAAACUUCUCGGUGUCCCCGCAGAGUCCUUUAUUCGUGGUCUAUUGCAUCCCAAAGUCAAGGCCGGACGGGAAUGGGUAGAGAAGGUGCAGACCCCCGAUCAGGUCCGUCUCGCUCUCAAUGCCCUAGCCAAGGGUAUCUACGAGCGUGGAUUUGGUGACUUAGUUUCUCGAAUCAACCACCAGCUUCACAGCUCCGGUAUGGGACCUGAGGAAUCGCACUUUAUCGGAGUACUGGACAUUGCUGGGUUUGAAAUAUUCGACCACAACAGUUUUGAGCAGUUGUGCAUCAAUUAUACCAACGAGAAACUGCAGCAAUUCUUCAACCAUCACAUGUUUGUGCUGGAGCAGGAAGAGUAUGCCAGGGAGCAAAUUGAGUGGCAAUUCAUCGAUUUUGGUCGUGAUUUGCAACCAACCAUUGAUCUCAUUGAGCUCUCCAACCCAAUUGGUAUCUUUUCCUGCCUGGACGAAGACAGCGUCAUGCCCAAGGCUACCGACAAGACUUUCACUGAGAAGCUCAACUCUUUGUGGGAGAAAAAGACUCCCAAGUACCGUCCCUCCAGACUUGGCACGGGCUUUAUUCUCACCCACUACGCUGCCGAGGUCGAAUACGACACUGGGGGCUGGCUUGAGAAGAACAAGGACCCUCUAAACGAUAACAUCACACGGCUGCUUGCUACAUCAGGCGACAAGCAUAUCGCUGCAUUGUUUGCCGACUGCGCUGAUCCGGAAGAUGAGAUUGGCGGAGGUCGCAACCGGGUCAAGAAGGGAUUGUUUCGAACCGUGGCUCAACGCCAUAAAGAGCAACUUCACAACCUAAUGACCAAGUUGCAUUCUACACAUCCUCACUUUGUGCGCUGUAUUCUUCCAAAUCACAAGAAGCGCCCCAAAACAUUUAGCAACCUCCUUGUGUUGGACCAGCUGCGCUGCAACGGUGUGCUUGAGGGCAUUCGAAUUGCUCGAACUGGUUUCCCUAAUCGCCUUUCAUUCGACGAGCUUCGCCAGAGAUACGAGGUUCUCUGCUCCAAUAUGCCCAAGGGGCACCUGGAUGGCCAGACAGCAGCUACUAUUAUGCUUGAGAAACUUGCUCUGGAUAAGGCUCUCUAUCGCGUUGGCCUCACAAAGGUUUUCUUUCGUGCUGGCGUGUUGGCCGAGUUGGAAGAGCAGCGUGAUGCGCUGAUUACCGAAAUAAUGUCUCGGUUUCAAUCGGUUGCGCGAGGCUUUGUCCAGCGGCGCGCGGCGUAUAAGCGACUAUUCCGAACAGAGGCUACGAGAAUCAUUCAGAAAAACUUCAACGUGUAUCUCGAUCUGGUAGAGAAUCCCUGGUGGCAUCUGAUCGUUAAAAUGAAACCGAUGCUUGGAUCUACAAGAACUGCUUCAGAGGUGAAGAAAAGAGACCUCAUGAUUCAACAGCUAAAGGAGACUAUGCGCUUCGAGCUGGAGAAUAAGAAGAAGAUUGAGGAGGAGCGACGUAACUGCGUGACCGAGAUUGCCCGUGUCCAGCAAACUCUGGAGAGUGAACGAGCUCUCGCGUUGGACAAGGAAGAAAUCUUCAAACGACUUCAGCAGCGGGAGAUUGAGCUUGAAGAGAAACUUUCUGGUGCUUUGGAGGAUCAAGAGCGUCUGGAAGAUGAGCUGGAUGAAAUCAUGGAAGCCAAGGUGCGCGCCGAACAAGACCUCGAAAGGCAUCGUACCCAACUCGCCCAAGCCGCGAGCUUGAUUGCGAAAUUGGAGGAAGAAAAGAAGACGCUUUCGACAAGGUCUGCCGAUCUCGAGAAAUCACUUGAGGAUAUUUCACGAAAGCAAUCCGAACGUUCGGAGCAGGAGGAAACUCUUGAGCGCGAGAUCAAGAUGCUCCAAAGUCAAUUGUCCCUGAAGGACCGCAAAGCACAGGACCUGGAGAGCAAGCUUCUCAAGAUCGACCAGGAAGUGCAAGUCAAACUCCACGAGACGCAAAAAGAGCUAGACUUGACCAAAACCCGCGAAGCACGUGCGGUCCGAGAAAACCAAGAUAUCCAGAAGCAGCUUGCACAACUUUCCAAAACUUCUACCGAGUACGAGGAUCUCGUUCGCGACAAGGAAAGCGAGCUGUCACUGCUCCGCAGCGACAAGAGACAAUUCGAGUCUGAGCGCCGUGGUUUCGAGACGCAAAAGAGAGCCUUGACUGAAGACUUUGAAAAGACAACUACCAAGUCUCGCGAAAUUCAGGCCGAACUCGUUGCUCUGAAAUCCAAGCACUCUCAGCUCGAAAGAGAGUCCGAGGAUGCCAAGAAUCUGCUUGAAGCACGCCUAUCUCAGGAUGCCCAAGCCGAUAGGACCAGACAACAGCUCGAAUCUCAAAUCAAGGGUCUUAAAGAAGAGCUGUAUCAGACACAAAUGGAUCUCAGCCGAGAGAGGCAGUCCCGUGACGAUGUCUUGCUGUUGGGUGAGCACAAAUAUGACGCUCUCAAAGACGAAUUCGACAACCUCAACGAGUCCAAGAUUAUCAUUGAAAAAGAGCUCUAUGUGCAGCAGGAUUCUCUACGCAGACACGUGGAAACUCGCAAGGUUGUUGAGCAGGAGCGCGACGACGCCCGCGUCGAAAUCCGCAAACUGCGGGCUGCCAAGGCGGAGAUUGAAGAAGCCCGUGUUCUCGCCGAGGAGAAGCGUGAACUUCAAGCAUUGAAGACCGCAAAGGAUCGCGAAGCCAGCUUGCAACGAGACCUCGACGCCGCUCAAUCUCGCCUUGGUUGGUUUGAGGAUGAGUGUGCCAAGCUUACACGUCACAUUGAGGGCCUGAACAAGACCAUGCUUGCUUCUGGCGAAUUCGGACUGAAGCAUGACCAGGCCAAGGACCGCAUGGAGCGAGAGCUGACGACUGUCAAGAGCCGACUUGCAGCAUCCGAGAAUGACAACCGGGCUCUCUUGAACAAGUUACAGCAGAAAGGUCUCGAGAUUGCCCGGUCCACCUCCAAGGCCAGCGAUGCGUCUCGCGGACAAGUUCUAUCUCUGCAGAAAGAAAAGACAAGAUUGGAAGAACAUAAUGCUGUUCUGGACAGGCAACUAGGCGAGGCUCAAGUAACCAUUGCUUCGCUUGAAAAGAGGACAGAAAAGCUGCAGCUCGACCUGGAGGAUAUCAACCAUGAGAUGGCGCGAGAAGUCAAGACUAGCCGCAACGCCGAGAAGGCUUCGUCCAACUUUACUGCACAGCUCGCCGAGGCCAACCGUACGCUAGAGUCUGAGCGACAGCUACGCACACAAGCUCAGUCGACCGCUUCUCUCUCGUCCCGCGAGCACGAGCUCGGGGAUCUUCGCGAACAUAUGCUCAAGAUUCUCAAGACCGUCGACCCUGAAGCCACACCUCCGCCUAUGGAUGGCGCGAACGAGCGUGGCAUUGCAGUCAAUUUUGAUCUGGUUCGCAAGGUUGAAGAGCUGCAGCAAAACUUGCGCGCCCAGACUGCCGCACGUUUCAACGCUGAGUCUCAGUUGUCUGACCUCCGGGUCUCGCGCGGUGACCCCAACCGCCCCAAACUGGAGGAGAUUCAUGUCAACGAAGCCCCGUUCAACGGCUCGCCUACGCAAAGGAAGAUCAAGGCGCGACGGGUUUCCAACACAACGACACCCACUCGCCGCAACCAACAGCCAGAGCUUGAACUCAUGGACUCUGCUCGCUCUGAUAGGACCGCCGACACUGCGGUGCUGAACAACCGCAUGGACUUGAAGGCGGAAGUGGAAGAACUUCACAACCAGCUCCAGCUCAGAGACAUGCAAAAUCGCCACCUGCAAAGUCAGCUUGACCGCGCAACUCCCGGCCCUGAGAGUGGCUAUGACGAUCAAAGCCCGUCCAUCCGUCGCAUGCAAAAGCUCGAAAAGGCCAACAGUCGCCUACACGACCUGCUGGACGACUCUUCUCGCAAGGUGUCGACUCUCGAGAAGAAUAUCCGUACUGGCGAGCUAUCCCUACGCGAUAUUCAGACGCGGUCCCACGAGGAACUACUCGAUGCCUUCAACAACCAAGAAGAGUCGCGCCGCUCUCUGCUCCACAGUCAUAAGGAUGCUGUAGCAGAGCUCACAGAUGUAAAGUCUCACUUUGAUAAAAUGCGCCACGACCGUGCCAAGCUCGAGGUUGAGGUUCGUGAUGUCAAGUCAGACUUGCAGGAGAUGACGCAGGCCCGCGAGCAAGAGGCACAGAGUCGCAGCCAACUGCUCCAGGAGUAUACCGACCUUCAGAUUCGCCUUGAUGCAGAGACGGCUAGAUUAGCAGACGUGACUUCCAGCCUCGAAACAUACAAGUCGCGUGCAGACGAAUACUUUGGCAAGCUAGAACAAGCCGAAAUCACUGUCCUGAAGGCCACCCGUGCCGAGCAGUUUGCAAAGUCCCAGGCCAGAGAGGCUGAAGACUCUCUAGCCGAGACCAUGGCUGAGCGCGAAAAACUCGAUAAUCAGAUCGAGGACCUGCAGAGACAGAACCAGCGCAUGGAUGAAAAGCUUGAGGACAUUUCGACUGACCUUGAAACGGCACUGCAGUCCAAGAAGCGUCUUCAGCACGAGCUUGAAGAUUACCGCAGCCAACGGGCCAUGGACAUUGAGGACAAGGAAUCCAGCAUGGAGCAGACUCGCAAGAAGUACCAGGCGGAGUUUGCUACCCUGACCAAGGAACUUGAUAUUGCCCGUGAGGAAAAGCUGUACAAGCAAACUGAAAUUACCAGACUUCGAGAAGAGCUCGACGACCUCCGAUCCAAGUGGGACGACGAGGUUCUAAACAGCUCUACUUGGUCCAAGGAGAAGGCUCGUCUGGAGGCAACCCUGUCUGAUGUAUCGGCGUCGCGCGAGGAGGCCACCAAUGCGCACAGCGAAGCUCAAGGCAAGGUCGUAUCUCUGCUGUCGCAAGUACGCACGCUGCGAACCAGCGUCGAUGAGGUUACCGCCGAACGCGAUCGUCUAAUGCGCGAGAAGCGCAGUGUGGAGAGCCGCCUCGAGGAAGCCAAGGCUGGCCUCGACGGUCUCGCCCGCGGCGAUAGUGCAUCACUGCGAGAUGCCGCCAACAUGGACAAGGCGGUCCUUGAGCUCAAGUCAAACUUGGCUAAACAAGAGGACAUUGCCACUGCUGCCGUCGAAAAGAUGCGUCGUUCGGAGGCGCUGGUCGUCGAAAUGCAAAAGGAGGUUGUUACUGAGCGUGAGAACAAUGCGGCCGUGCUCUCCCAAAAGGCAGCCGUGGAACGCACGCUCAACGAGGCACAGCUAAAGCUGGUGGAUCUGGAGACGAAGGGAUUCUCGAGCGCCAGCCAAGAUAUUAGAUUCUCGCACAAGCGAAUUCAAGAGCUUGAAUCCCAACUUGAGAAACACGAGACAGAGAAGUCGCAGUCCCAGCGAUCAACACGCAACGUCGAUCGCGCUGUCAAGGAUCUGCAGGCCCAGGUUGAUCGCAAGGACAGACAAAACACGCAGCUUUCGGAAGACGUCAGCCGGAUGCGCGAAAAGGUCGACAAGCUUCUCAAGACGAUUGACGAACUGCAAGCGUCCGAAUCGGCGACGCAGCUGUUGACACGGCGCGCCGAACGCGACUUACGAGAGGAGAAGGAGAGAACACUGCGCCUGGAGCGCGAGGUGGACAGCUUGAAGACGUUUAAGAGUGGCGGGAGCCUCAGGAGGGGUGGGAGCAUUCGCAGCAGGAUCGAUGCUUUGGGGGUGAUUGAAGACGAAGAGGAGGAUUCGAGCCUGAGCCGUGCGCCGAGCCUGACCAAGGGUUUUAUCUGA
This is a messenger RNA of Cordyceps militaris CM01, 7125 nucleotides long. RefSeq names its product myosin-11 (Myosin heavy chain). The coding region runs from base 1 to 7125 and encodes 2374 amino acids. Gene Ontology annotation, molecular function: ATP binding; actin filament binding; microfilament motor activity. Gene Ontology annotation, cellular component: actin cytoskeleton; cytoplasm; vesicle. The transcript is spliced from 4 exons. Gene Ontology annotation, biological process: vesicle transport along actin filament; actin filament organization. The record is from RefSeq and is a predicted model, not a curated record. Lineage: Eukaryota; Fungi; Ascomycota; Sordariomycetes; Hypocreales; Cordycipitaceae.